This is a messenger RNA of Arabidopsis thaliana (thale cress), 1158 nucleotides long. RefSeq names its product Essential protein Yae1, N-terminal. Gene Ontology annotation, cellular component: cytoplasm; nucleus. Lineage: Eukaryota; Viridiplantae; Streptophyta; Magnoliopsida; Brassicales; Brassicaceae. Bases 162 to 788 code for a protein of 208 amino acids. The transcript has 5 exons. The record is from RefSeq and is marked reviewed.
AAAAAUUAGGAAUUGUCUUUUUCGAAGAAAAAAAUCGGAAACCUGUGUAUGUGACCUUUGUGGUUGUGGGCAUCGACGAUCGUCAUCUUCCUUCUGGUUCUUUCUGUUCUCUCAAAACCAUUUGGUCAAACCAUUAUCUCGAAGUCGUCUCUGUAGAACUAAUGGAGCCGCCUGAAGAUGGGAAGGUUAAUUUCGCCAAAGAGCUUUAUGGAGAAAGUUUGCAGAUUUCGAAACUUAGUAAUAAAGAUCAUGGUCUUGAGAAUUUAGAUGAUCCCUUUUACGGAAGUUCAGAUGAAGAUUAUAGUGAAGCUCGCGUGUUGGACAAUGAGAAUGAGCAGAGACGUGUGAAAUUCCACUCGGCUGGAUAUCGUGAUGGGAUUGUUGUCGGGAAAGAAGCUAUUGCGCAGGAAGGUUAUAACUUUGGCUAUAAGGAAUCAGUUCUUGCUGGUUACAAGUUUGGUAUUGUUAGAGGUGUUUCUAGUGCGCUGGCUUUCCUCCCGGUUGAGUUUAGAGAAAAGCUUAUCGAUGAACAAGAAACUAGAGAGAAGUUUCAGAAAUUACACAGUUCUGUGCAUGCUCUUUCGACGGAAGUCGCAAUGAAGCAGUUCUAUGAAACUUUGACUACGAAACAAGGGGAAGAGAAGAGUGGAGAAGAAGGGCCCGACUCUUGUUCUGUUUCAGGUUCUUGUUCAGGUGUUAAUGUCACAGCCGACUUAGGAAGCUAUGUUACUGAGCUAAGUUCUCUUCUUGACAAAUCUCCAACGAUUGAAGUGAAAUUUGAUACAUAGACGAGGCUUGUUCAGUAGACGUUAUUCACAAGCAAAAGCAAGAUUAGCGUCCAGUUUCCAAAAACUGUUUGUAAGCUCGGUUCUGCCUCAGCGAGUAGCGACGGCUAAAUCAUGCUUUCUGCCUCGGCAAUUUCAUUCAACCUUCUCUACCAAUUGUAGCCGCACUCGCCGAGCUAAGAAAUUACUCUGUUAAUUUGGGUUGACAAACCAACAAAGUACUUUGUCAGCAAGAUUAUGGCUAGUUAUUUGUUAAUGUUAUAAAAUGGACUAAUCAAUAAAGAUUUUGAAUUAAAAUAAAUUGUAACAAAGGCAUUCCAUAUAUGCAAGCUUUAUCUCGAUGCAAUGCAAAUCAUUGGAAUAACUUACCAAG